Puccinia triticina is the source of this 753-nucleotide messenger RNA. RefSeq lists its product as uncharacterized. The record is from RefSeq and is a predicted model, not a curated record. Bases 1 to 753 code for a protein of 250 amino acids. The transcript has 4 exons. NCBI's taxonomy places the organism in Eukaryota, Fungi, Basidiomycota, Pucciniomycetes, Pucciniales, Pucciniaceae.
AUGUCAGCUUGCAAGUGGGGGAAGCCAUCCACCGGCAUGCCCACGUCGUAUCCGUCAGACGUCGAUUUUCGAUUGGUUCACGUGUCAAACAAGACGAAGGUCUCCGAGUGCGUCUCCCUCUCCUUGUCUUUAUUGGAACAGGAGGGCGAUCGUCGACCUUUAUGUCUACAUACGUUGCCGAAGCCAGGUACCCCAGUUGAAGACAUCGAGAAAACGAUCACGAGAUCUAAAUCGAACCCGGAUAAAAAUGGCGUAGGUCGAUUGAUCAGUAUCGUCGAAAUCCUCAAACGUGACUUUCCUGGUAACGACCGCAGCAUCAGGCCUUCCAAACGUCAAAAAGUGGAGCCGAGUGAGUUGGCUCAGGCCUCGUCAAAUCAGCUUCAUCAAUACAACGAAUACGGAUCUUUGGAAAGCUUGAUUCUCGAACGAUCCAAUUCAUCCGAUCUCUCAGAAAGCGACAAGAGAGCUUCUCUAAUGGCUCGUCAAGAUAAAAUUGUGCAAGAAUUUUUGAAUGAGGAACGUAAGAGACCCCGACAAUCCCACACGCCUUGGCUGAAGAUUUAUCUGUGGAAGAACAAAAUUCAAUCGUUGACAAACCUUCCAAAUGUUUGUUACCAACAGCCAUCAGUACCUAGUGCUGCGACUGAAGAUACCACGGCGCUCUCAGGGAUUUCUGCAGUGGAUUCAACUCUUGUAAACCCACAAGAAGAACAGCUGGAGCUGAAUGGAGAGUUUGACAUCCCACCAGUUUAG